AUCAAAAAUCAAAAAACUUCAAUAGUGGAAGAUGAAUAAUGCAAAAAUUGUUUCUUGGAUUUUGGCUUCUGUUGAUAUUAAUAUUAGAAUCCCUAUGCGAGGAUUUCGCACUGCUAAGGCAAUGUGGGAACAUCUUGAAAAGGUCUAUCAACAGUCAAAUUGGGCUAGGAAAUUUCAAAUUGAAUUUGACAUUUUCAAGUUUGCACAGGGUGAUAAAAAUAUUCAAGACUAUUAUGCUGCUUUCAUGAGUCUGUGGACUGAAUAUGAGCAGGGGAUUAUGGGUGACCGUGAGGACUGUUGCUUACAGAGUUUACAGACUCUGAAUGAUGAAAGAAAAAAUUCAGUAUCCUCAGCUAUUACUUCUGCUUUUUCUGCUAUUGGUCUAUCUGGACCGUCGCACUGGGAUAGUGAAAGGGAAGAGGCGUAAGAUUGGUCGCUUGUUUGCCUUGGAAUUUGACAAAGGACAUAGUGAUGCUGGUUUAUUUGUUUCUUCUAAUAAAGAUGUCUCUAGUUCUCAUAAUCUUUGGCACUUAUGGCAUCGUAGACUUGGUCAUCUCAAUGUUAAGAGAUUAGAUACAUUAUUUACUUUUGGUCUUUUGAAUAAUAAAACUUUGCCAUUGGAUUCCAUUGAUAAAUCUUGUAUUAGUUGUUCUUUGAGUAAAAGUGCAAACUUACCUUUUCCAACUCAUUCUUCAACUUCAACUAAACCUUUUGAUUUGAUACAUAGUGAUGUUUGGGGUCCUUCUCCUGUUUCAUCUAGAUUGGGAUAUAAGUAUUUUGUUUUAUUUAUCGAUGAUUGCACAAGAUUCACAUGGAUGUAUUUUAUGCGACACAAAUCUGAAGUGUUCUUUCAUUUUAAGACCUUUUUGUCCAUGAUUAGAACACAAUUUGAUACUAAUAUAAAAAUUAUUCGUUCUGAUUCUGGGGGUGAAUAUUUACUAAAAGAAUUUCAAGAAUUUUUGAAGGUUGAGGGUAUUUAGUCUCAGAGGUCAUGUCCUGCUACCCCACAGCAAAAUGGUAUUGCUGAAAGGAAAAAUCGUCGUAUUUUAGGGGUAGUUAGAACUUUGUUAUCUAAUUCUCAUGCUCCUCCUAAUUUUUGGGUUGAGGCUGCUUCUACGGCAGUUUAUCUCAUUAACCGUAUUCCUUCUGAAGUAUUGCAUAACAUCUCUCCAUAUUACUCCUUGCAUAAAUGCCAUCCUGAUUAUUCUCGUUUACAUGUUUUUGGUUGUGUGUGCUUUGUUCAUUUACCACCUCAUGAAAGGACAAAAUUAUCAAAUCAAGCUACCAUGUGUGU
Rubroshorea leprosula is the source of this 1294-nucleotide messenger RNA. Lineage: Eukaryota; Viridiplantae; Streptophyta; Magnoliopsida; Malvales; Dipterocarpaceae. The record is from the annotation of a GenBank genome assembly.